CUCCCGCUCCUCCUCUUCCCCCGAAACCCCCAAACGCGACAGGCCAUGGAACUGUCGAUGAGCGGCGGCGCGCUGCGGACCUUCUCCCGCUGCGUCACCUGCCUCGCCCGCAUCGGCUCCGACCUCGUCUUCCAGGCCUACCCCGACAAGCUGGAGCUGCACACGCUCAACAGCUCGCGGUCGGCCUUCGCGUCCGUCUCCCUCACGCGCGACUUCUUCGACCACUUCCACCUCCCCGCCGACGCCGCGCCGUCGUCCACGCCGCUCCAGUGCAGCGUCCUCCUCAAGUCCGUCCUCGCUGUGCUCCGCACGCCCACCUCCGCGAUCGACCGCCUCAACGCUUCGCUCCCAAACCCCCAAGCGUCCAAGCUCGAGUUCGUCAUCCACUGCGUCAGCGGGCGUAAGAAGACGCACCGGAUCUCGUGCAGCGCGGAGUCCGACGUGCAGACUCUGGCGCUCGACCGCAACGGCUUCCCCAGCCGCCUCGCCAUACGGCCACGGGACCUCACGCGCCUGCUCUCCAAUUUCCAGUCCUCGCUGCAGGAGCUCACCGUUAUUGCCACCGAGCCUGCUGCACGGUUGCCUGGCGUCGAUGAUGGCACUGGGGGGAAGGCAGUCGAGCUCCUAAGCUACAUCGACCCGACCAAAGAUGACUACGACAGUAGGCUGCACACACAACUGUGGAUCGAUCCAGCAGAGGAGUUCUUGGAGUAUGAGCAUGCUGGGGAUCCCGUAGAUGUCACAUUCGGGGUGAAAGAAUUGAAGGCAUUUUUAACAUUUUGUGAAGGAUGUGAGGUUGAUAUUCUCCUAUUCUAUCAGAAGGCUGGCGAACCUGUACUGUUGGCUCCAAGAUUUGGAUUCGAUGAUGGAUCAAGUUCUAAUUUCGAUGUAACUCUAGUUCUAGCCACUAUGCUUGUAUCACAACUAAAUGAUGGCAGUGUUCCUCAGCAGCCACCUACAUCAGCACAUCAUGCAGAAGAACCAAGGGCUGCCGCUGCUGCACCAUCACCAGUUCCAGAAAAUGUCUCAAACCAUACAAGAAUAUGGUCAGAGCUUUCAGGUCUUACUCCCAAAAGCUUUGAAGCUAACGCAGAAAAUCGUGCCCAGAAGGAGAGAAAUGGAAGAGCUAACGUACUGAAUGACACAUCAGUGCUUCCCAAUACCAAUGCUCCCUGCAAGCUACCAGUGACAUAUAACGCAAACUAUAUAGAGCAGCCUGUGCAAAUGGAUCACUUGGAAGAGCCUCCUGAAGUUGUGGUUGAUAACCCUCGUUCGCAGCAUCACCCAAGCAACUGGGUAGGUGCCGACGAAGACGAUGAUGAUGAAGAAGAUGAGGAGCUUUUUGUCCAAACAACACCUCACUACAUGGACUAAGGACCGAUGCUGAUUCUGAAUAUUGCAGAUGGACUUGAUAAGAUGUGUAGCAAAAAUAUGCCACCCUUUUAUGGCGAAGAUUUUGCCAAGCUACUGCAGAAUAGACCUGACACUGUUUUUUGCUUCCCCAAGUUUUAUGUUUCCUCAUAAAUGCUGGUGUACAGAUCAUGUGAAUGUUUCUUCACGGAGUUCCUGGCAGGAGUAGAAUGCGCGAAAACAAUUAUUGUAGCAAAAAAGAAAAUGUGUGCUAGAUAUGGGAGAUGAUUUUUUUUUCUUCAAAAAUUCUUUAAUGUUCGUUCACACAAGGUAUGUAAGGACAAUCACACCUUCAGAAUUUAGAACUUGUGGUGUCUUGCAUCUGAGAUCCUGGAUCCAUUGCAACGCUUGGAUCUAUGAACAUAAAGUAUCUCGGUGUUUGAUUCAAGAAUAAAUAAAAUUGAAGCACUGUAAUCCUA
Molecule: messenger RNA, 1829 nt
Organism: Triticum aestivum (bread wheat)
Lineage: Eukaryota; Viridiplantae; Streptophyta; Magnoliopsida; Poales; Poaceae
Product: cell cycle checkpoint control protein RAD9B
Exons: 11
Coding region: 46-1374 (442 amino acids)
Biological process (GO): mitotic intra-S DNA damage checkpoint signaling; cellular response to ionizing radiation; DNA replication checkpoint signaling
Cellular component (GO): checkpoint clamp complex
Source: RefSeq, a predicted model, not a curated record